This is a messenger RNA of Nematolebias whitei (Rio pearlfish), 2544 nucleotides long. RefSeq names its product nucleoporin 58 (gene nup58). Gene Ontology annotation, molecular function: structural constituent of nuclear pore. Gene Ontology annotation, biological process: nucleocytoplasmic transport. Bases 5 to 1768 code for a protein of 587 amino acids. Gene Ontology annotation, cellular component: nuclear pore. The record is from RefSeq and is a predicted model, not a curated record. Lineage: Eukaryota; Metazoa; Chordata; Actinopteri; Cyprinodontiformes; Rivulidae. The transcript is spliced from 14 exons.
GAAAAUGUCUGGCUUUAACUUUGGUUCGGGGACCCUUGGCUCCACCAACACUGGUGGUGGAUUCACUUUUGGAUCCGUAACGAGUACUCCUGCACCCAGUACCGGUGGCUUUUCUUUUGGGACCACCCUGGGGUCAGCAGCUGCAGCCCCUGCCUCCACCACCGGCUCUCUUGGUCUGGGAGGCACGCUUUUUGCUCAAAAACCUGCUGGAGGACUCUCCUUUAAUACACCUGCUCCAAGUGCGUCUGCACCCACCACAGGUCUAACAUUAGGUGCUCCAGCGGCUACAUCUGCUGCCACUGGCUUUAGUUUGAGCUUCAACAAGCCGACGGCCUCAGCAACGCCCUUCUCCCUCCCCACCAGUACCACCUCCUCUACUGCAGGGACAGGCUUAACAUUUAGCUCUGUCCUGACCGCUACAGCACCACAGCAGCCAGCGGCCUCUGGUUUCACCCUCGGUGGUGCAACCACCUCCACAGCAGCCUCAGCAUUGCCGUCAUUGGGCACAAGUCUCUUCUCCAGCACUGGAGCCACAGGUUUGGGUCAGACAAAUCUUGGAGGAGUCGGGCUAACCUUAGGGUCUCUGUUGGCGACCUCCACAGCAGCACCGGCUGCUCCUGCCCUAAGCAUUGGCCUGGGUGGAGUAGAUUUCAGCACUUCCUCUGAUAAUAAGAACAACACAUCAUCUGGAACCAGUGCACAGGACAGCAAAGCUUUAAAAGAUGAGAAUCUGCCCCCGUGUAUUUGCCAAGAUGUUGAAAAUUUUCAAAAAUUUGUAAAGGAGCAGAAGCAGGUUCAGGAAGACAUCAGCAGGAUGUCAUCGAAGGCCAUUUCAAAAGUCCAAGACGACAUCAAAAGCCUCAAGCAGCUUCUGUCUGUCUGUGCCAGCGGUCUGCAGCGCCAGGCUCUGGCUAUAGACAAACUGAAGUUUGAGACUGCGCAGGAGUUGAAAAAUGCUGACAUCGCGCUGCGCACUCAGAAGACACCCCCUGGGCUCCAGCAUGAAAACACAGCUCCAUCUGAUUACUUUCGCAGCUUGGUGGACCAGUUUGAGGUGCAGUUGCAGCAGUACCGGCAGCAGAUAGAAGAGCUGGAGAAUCAUCUGACAACGCAGAGCAGCGGCUCACAUAUCACCCCUCAGGAUCUCACCCUGGCCAUGCAGAAGUUAUACCAAACAUUUGUUGCACAGGCUGCUCAGCUUCAGUCUGUCCAUGAGAACGUUAAGAUUUUGAAGCACCAGUACCUGUCGUACCGCAGAGCCUUCCUGGAAGACUCCACGGACAUCUUCGAGUCCAAACGGGCGUCUAACAGGAAGUGGCAGAGUGCGCCGCGGGUCACAACCGGGCCUGCCCCGUUCUCCAGUGUACCCAACGCUGCAGCUGUUGCUAUGGCAGCCACGUUGACCCAGCAACAGCAGCCAACUCCAGGGACCCAUGUGCCUUUGGGCGCAGGGUUUGGAAACCCCUUUGCAAGCACUAGCUUGGGCUCUUCUACCCUGUUAGGUUUUGGUGGCGGGCCAGGAUUUGUUGGGGUGGGGACUGGGGGUACUUUCGGCUUCUCCUCCACCACUAAGCCCGCAGGAGGCAGUUUGAGUGCAGGUUUCGGUAGCAGCAGCAGCUCUGGCUUUAACUUCAGCAACCCCGGCAUCAACCAGUCCGCAGGCCUGACCUUUGGUGUGUCGAACCAACCCACUGCUGGCUUUGCCACAGGAGUUCCCCUUCUCCAGCUGAAGAAGCCCCCUGCUGGUAAUAAAAGGGGCAAGAGAUAGAAAUGGGAAAAGACAGAGAUGUGACUGAACAACUGACCAGCUAGGCAUUUGUAGCAAGUAAGGUCUGAUCUUGCAAUGGAGCAGAGACAUUUUUAAAACGAUUAUCGUCCAAUUACAGAAGAAGAAUUGUGUUAAAAAAAGAUGCCAGGGAUGUGAUUGGCUCUAUCAUGAGACAAGAUAACUGGAUUUGAUGGUAUUGAGGGUUAUGCUAACUCAGUUUAUGGGACAAAAUCCUGUUGAUCAUUAUGUUCUAUUUAUCUCAAUUUAACGUCCACAUUACCCUAAUUCAGUUUGUCUGGUUUACAUUCAAUGGGUUUCAGUAAUGCAGUUAAGAUUUUUUUGUUCAUGCUCAGUUUGACCUAGACAGGAAGUGGAACGGUCCUUUACGCUGAUGACUUACCAUCUAAGCAGUAGUCGUUGAUCAGAUAGUGUCUCACUGGUCUGUGGCUAGUUGGUGACUUCAACUUGAGUCACUGGUGUCAGAAGACACAGGUUUCUAUUUCCCAUCAAGUGACAAGCAAAGCCACGAGGCUUAAUUUUUGAAAACCACGGCUUAUUUUGUGCGCAUGGCUUGCAAAACUGUAUUCUAGGCCAUGCAGAUGAUUAAAUUACACACGUACCGUACAACGUACCGGUAUGAUUUUGAUCUGCAGCAGCUCGUUAAAACCUGGACAUGUUUUCAGUCAGGGGAUAUUAAAAUACAGCUGUUGAGACACCCAUGACGAGUGAGUGAGAGUGUGUUUGUGGCACAUUUUAAAAAACAUUUACAAUUCAAA